UACCUGUCAAUUAAAAAACAAUUCUAAAUUUUUUUUACUAAAAAUUCUCAGAUAUUUUAAAACCGCGCUUUUUAUUCUCGGCAAACUUCACGUUUACUUUCAAUGAUCGAUAACAACUAACAUAAAAGUGUCAGAUAUAAAUACCAGAGUACAAAAAUAAACCAUCUGUAAUUAUUUACAUUUUAAAAUGUAUUCAUUUAAGCCAUACGUGUUCAAGGAAUGUGAAACCCAAUCAAGUGAAAUAAAACCGAGCCCCAGGACCUUCCCUACAAUAUUCUGCAAUGAAAAGUAUCUGUACUCAUUCAGUGGCUACAAGUACAUGUUGAAUAUCCACACUGCGACAGAUUUUGACGACGCGAGAAUAAUAAAAGAGAUUUGGAAGUAUAAUUUAGCCACUGGCGUCUGGACGUGCUUGCCAGAGCAGCGAUUUUUCCCGACCAACAAUGAAAUUAUCCUGGGCAUGACUUUCAAGUCUGAAAAGUUGAUCGUAGUCACUUGGAACAAGUGUCAGUCAAAAGGUUACCUCUACACACAUUACUUGAAAAACGAAAAUGAAGUUGAAAAAAUGACAACCAAGGGUCCAUUGCCCAAACGAUUCUUUUCCCACAAUUUUAUAAGCCACGGGUCGUAUUUAUACACUAUAGGAAAUGACCGUGGCCUUGGAGUUUUUAGAAUAGAUCCAGAGACUGGAAUCUGGGAGAAAAUGUCUCCUGACAAUGGUGAUGACUUCCCAGGAGAUUACGCUGAUAUUGAACUAGCGUUUGAUGGAAGAAAAAUUUAUGUGAUAUUUGUAAAACUUCGAGGAGAAAGAGUUCGUGAACUCAAGACAUUACAAGCUUACGACAUUGAGCAGAACCGCUGGCAUAUUUUAGAAACUACUGGAGACCCAGAGAAUGAUAAACCUUAUCCAGAUCUCAGGAUUAAUUUCGGAAUUGAUCACGUAGUAGAUCCUGAAACCAGGGAAAUUAGUAUUGUGAUCUCUGGAGGAACAAUGGAUCGAAAAAUUUACAGUGAUGUUUGGCAGCUCAGGCUGUCUACGCUGCGAUGGACCUGCUUAAAUAAACUUGGAUCUAUUUUGCCUUUAGCUAUUUGUGAGCAUGAUGCGACUACUUCCCGAGAUGGCAAGAUGUAUGUCUUCGGUGGACGGAUUAAAAGGACAAAUAAUAGAUUGACUGAAGUGAAUUCUCUUUACUCAGCUUGGCUACGGAUACCGAAACUAGCAGACAUUUGCUGGGAAGCAGUUAAUUAUUAUUACAAAGAUUUGAAUUCUAAAACAGAUGAAGAACUGUUUGAACUUGGACUACCGAUUAAAUUUGUGAGGUCUAGAUGCCAGUGAAUUUUAUUUUUUAUUUAUGGAAAAAAUUAUAGAUAUUUUUUGAUCAAAUUAUUUAUUUAGUUUUUUAUUUUAUAUACUAUUGUAGUGAAAUUGUUGCCGCACAAAGUACUAAAUCUUUAUAAAUAUAUUUAUUUUUAUAAAUUUUUUC
Molecule: messenger RNA, 1484 nt
Organism: Cotesia glomerata
Lineage: Eukaryota; Metazoa; Arthropoda; Insecta; Hymenoptera; Braconidae
Product: kelch domain-containing protein 10 homolog
Exons: 3
Coding region: 188-1336 (382 amino acids)
Biological process (GO): positive regulation of stress-activated MAPK cascade
Molecular function (GO): protein binding
Source: RefSeq, a predicted model, not a curated record